UGUUUAUGACGACAUGCUGUCGGAGUUUGCGUGAUUUUCAACGUGCGCGUGACGCUACCCCUCUCCCUCCCCUGUCGUUGUGCAGUUGACAAUUCUCAGUUCAGGCUGUUCCACGGAGAAAAUGGCUGUACCUCCCACCUAUGCUGACCUUGGAAAGUCUGCCAGGGAUGUCUUUACAAAGGGAUAUGGUUUCGGACUCAUCAAGCUGGACUUGAAGACAAAGUCUGAGAAUGGACUGGAGUUCACCAGCACAGGCUCUGCCAACACCGAGACGAGCAAGGUUGCUGGGUCAUUGGAAACUAAAUACAAGUGGGCGGAGCAUGGACUGACCUUUACGGAGAAGUGGAACACGGACAACACUCUGGGAACUGAGAUCACCGUUGAGGACCAGUUGGCUAAGGGGCUGAAGCUCACUUUGGAUUCCUCCUUUUCACCAAACACUGGCAAGAAAGGAGGUAAAGUAAAGACGGCAUACAAGUGCGACCACGUCAACGUCGGCUGCGACGUUAACUAUGACAUCAACGGGACGGCCAUCCAUGGAGCCGCCGUGGUGGGUUAUGAAGGCUGGCUCGCCGGCUACCAGAUGACCUUUGAGGCUGGCAGGAAUAAGGUCACCCAGAGCAACUUUGCCGUUGGAUACAAGACCGAUGAGUUCCAGCUCCACACCAACGUAAAUGAUGGCACAGAGUUUGGUGGAUCCAUCUACCAGAAGGUGAACGAGCAGCUGGAGACAGCCGUCAACCUGUCCUGGACAGCUGGAAACAGCAACACUCGCUUUGGCAUUGCUGCCAAGUAUCAGAUUGAUCCAGACGCAUCUUUUUCUGCCAAGGUGAACAAUUCCAGCCUCGUGGGUCUGGGCUACACUCAGACUCUGAAGCCAGGCAUCAAACUGACGCUGUCUGCACUUCUUGAUGGCAAAAACAUCAACGCAGGAGGCCACAAGCUUGGUCUAGGUCUUGAAUUCCAGGCAUAGGUGGAAGACUCCAGUUUUCCCCGUUGCAUUUCCCAAACCAAAAUAAUGUUAAAGAAAAAAACAAACAAAAAAAACAACCUUUUUUCCUCACUCCCCACAGAUACCUAUUUCCUGUUUGUUUUUUUGGUGGAAGGAGGACAGCAUAAAGGUCAAGUCUCCCACUUUUAAAGACCACUAAAGGGAAUAUUACACUUAAAGAGUCUUGAACAAAACUGCAACUUUUAACAGGAGGUCUGAUGCAAAUUUGCAAAGCUUGAGAGGGAAAUGUAGCCUUGAGUACUUUCACUUUGGCCUCACUCUUUCUUUUUGAAUCAUAGGAAUACAACGCUUUAGUUUGUGGCUUACUGCGCUCCUCCACAGCAAAAAGGGACCGCCGAGAUCAGAUCAGCCCAAAUCUCAAAAAGGGUCGAGUCCAUCAGCAGUUUUGUUGUUGCAUCAACAGGUGGUGGUGCUGUCUGGUAAGCACUCCUCACUUAGACAUCUAUGUGGUUAAAAAGGAUUUACUGGAACACUUGUGCACUGAGAGCUCUUUCAGUUUAAAAUAUUAUAUUAUAGGAAGGGUUUGUUGUUCCUUUUUUGAGCUGCUCCUUGUUGCUCUGAGAAACACUAAACCCCAGUUUGUGCUUUCAGUGUUUUUGUCUCACUUGUCUUUUGUGUCUACAUUUGGUGUGAACCGUCUUGUUGCAUAAAUAGCAGAAAGGAAUAUUUUAUUGAGAGUCUUGCAUAGUUUAAUUCACUUGAGGAGUCUUAACUAAGACAAAGACGUUAAUCCUCCAUGAUCAAAAAAUGUGGGAUUUGUAGAGCUCUGCUUUAAAAAUUUGAGAGGAUAUCCAGAUGAAAUACACUCCAGGGGAUGGUCGUUUUCCACAAAUGGUUAUGGGAAUCAUACUUACUGUACUUGAGUCCUGUCAUUCCCUGAACUAAAUAAAAAAACAUCUUGAGCCA
This is a messenger RNA of Oryzias latipes (Japanese medaka), 1918 nucleotides long. RefSeq names its product voltage-dependent anion channel 1 (gene vdac1). Gene Ontology annotation, cellular component: mitochondrial outer membrane. Gene Ontology annotation, molecular function: voltage-gated monoatomic anion channel activity. The record is from RefSeq and is a predicted model, not a curated record. NCBI's taxonomy places the organism in Eukaryota, Metazoa, Chordata, Actinopteri, Beloniformes, Adrianichthyidae. Gene Ontology annotation, biological process: monoatomic anion transmembrane transport.